UUUCACUUCCCUGCCCCAGGUCCCAGCUGCGCUCCAGGGUGCUGGCUCCCACCGGCCCCACGCCAUGGCCUGGGCUGCAGAAGGCACGGGGCAGCUCACAGCCAUCCUGGAGUCGGGCAGCAGCGAGGAGGAGGAGGAAGAGGAGGAGGAGGAAGAGGAAGAGGCAGCCGUGGUGCAGCAUCCCCGCCAUGGCCAGGAGCUGGGUGAAGCUGAGCAGCGCCUGGCUGAGCUGGAGCAAGCAUCCCAGGCGCUGCUGGCCGAGCUCUCGGCGCUGGAGACCGAGUUUGAGAUCGAGCGGACGUGUCGGGAGCGAGCCGAGACCUACGCGGCGCAGGUGAAGCAGGAGAACAAGCAGCUGAAGAGGCUGAGCCUGGCCCAAGCAGCCCCUGAAGUUCUGCUCGAGGAGGUGCCCCCUGAGGAGGACCCUGACCCUGCCCAUUGCUAUGAGCAGCAGCUUGAGGGUGAGCCAGGGUGAUCCCAUCCCCACCCCAUCCCCAUCCCACCCCAUCCCCAUCCCA
Pezoporus flaviventris is the source of this 518-nucleotide messenger RNA. Its product is annotated as shootin-1-like. The transcript has 5 exons. Bases 65 to 475 code for a protein of 136 amino acids. NCBI's taxonomy places the organism in Eukaryota, Metazoa, Chordata, Aves, Psittaciformes, Psittacidae. The record is from RefSeq and is a predicted model, not a curated record.